AUGCUCAGUCAGCAGGGGCAUGCACAUCACCAGGCCCCAGAGUUUCCCCUUCCUGGUCAGGUAAAACUGUCCAGGCCCUAGUCCUUUCUAGGCCUAAAUCAUAUUCUGAACCGAAAGCAAUAAUACCCCUGAUGGCUCUCUAACCAUCUACAUACAUUUAUAUUGACAGUAUUUCCUCUUUGUCCCCCAGGCACAGACAUCUCAGUGGGAGAGGAGGUGGCCAUUAAACUGGAAUGUGUGAAGACCAAACACCCCCAGCUCCACAUAGAGAGUAAGAUCUACAAGAUGAUGCAGGGAGGAGGUGAGACAUGGGUCUGAAACAGUAUACAUGGGCCAGGCUGUGGGCUAUCAGUCCUCUCUCUCUACCUCUCUCUCCCCUCUCUUCUCCUCUCGCUCUACCUCUCUCUACCCCCUCUCUUCUCCUCUCGCUCUACCUCUCUCUCUCUCUGCACUCUUCUCCUCUCUCUCUUCCCCUCUCUCAAUAGCUAAAACUCUCUCUCUCCCCACUCUUCACCUCUCUCCCAAGUCUUCUCCUCUCUCUCUCUGCUCUUCUCUCUCUCUCUCUCUCUCUCUCUCUCUCGUGCUCUCUCCCCACUCUUCACCUCUCUCUCCCCAGUCUUCUCCUCUUUCUCUCAUCUCCCCCUUCUAUCUACCCCCUCCAUCUUCCUUCUCGCCCCUCUCACCCUCUUUUCCCCCUUCCCCCAAUGUUAAUGUGGUUUUCACAUCGCUGGACAAGCAGGCAGGCAGUCAUCCACAUCAGUCAAUCAGGCCGGCCAGCAGCCUAAGAGAAUAGAUUCAGUGGAACCUGUCAUCAGAUCACAGAGCCAGAGAAACAGCACUUGCGUGGGCUAGGUAUCACACAAUAAAUCAUGUUAAACCCAAUAAAGAAUGGGAUUUCCUUUCUCUACAGUGGGCAUCCUUAUGAAUCACUCUCUCCUUCCUUUCUCUACAGUGGGCAUCCCGUCCAUAAAGUGGUGUGGUGCAGAGGGAGACUACAACGUGAUGGUGAUGGAGCUGCUAGGCCCCAGUCUGGAGGACCUGUUCAACUUCUGCUCCCGCAAGUUCAGCCUCAAGACUGUCCUGCUGCUGGCUGACCAGAUGGUGAGACACACAACUGACCAUUAAAUCCUCAGCUCUUAUGCUGGCUAUUAGGGUCCCGUAUAUCUUCUGCAGUUAUGGCCACUAUGUGCUAUGAAAUCUGCUAGCAAAGUAAAGCUGUCCAAGAGGUUUAGUGGCCACCCCUGCUCUUAUGUACAGUACCAGUCAAAAGUUUGGACACACCUACUCAUUCCAGUGUUUUUCUACAUUGUAGAAUAAUAGUGAAGACAUCAAAACUAUGAAAUUACACAUAUGGAAUCUGUCUCCUGAGUGGCGCAGUGGUCUAAGGCACUGCAUCGCAGUGCUAGCUGUGCCACUAGAGAUCCUGGUUCGAAUCCAGGCUCUGUCGUAGCCGGCCGUGACCGGGAGACCCAUGGGGCGGCGCGCAAUUGGCCCAGCGUCGUCCAGGGUAGGGGAGGGAAUGGCCGGCAGGGAUGUAGCUCAGUUGAUAGAGCAUGGCGUUUGCAACGCCAGAGUUGUGGGUUCGAUUCCCACAGGGGGUAUGAAAAAAAAUAAUAAUAAUGUAAGUCGCUCUGGAUAAGAGCGUCUGCUAAAUGACGUAAAUGUAAUGUAAAUGAAUCAUGUAGUAACCAAAAAACAUGUUAAACAAAUCAAAAUAUAUUUGAGAUUCUUCAAAGUAGCCACCCUUUGCCUUGAUGACAGCUUUGCACACUCUUGCCAUGGAAUGUAUUAAAACAAUUAUCAGGUGUGCCUUGUUAAAAGUUAAUUUGUGGAAUUUCUUUCCUUCUUAAUAUGUUUGAGCCAAUCAGUUGUGUUGUGACAAGGUAGGGGGGGUAUACAGAAGAUAGCCCUAUUUGGUAAAAGUCCAUAUUAUGACAAGAACAGCUCAAAUAAGCAAAGAGAAACGACAGUCCAUCAUUACUUUAAGAUAUGAAGGUUAGUCAAUAUGGAACAUUUCAAGAUCUUUCAAAGUUUCUUCUAGUGCAGUCGCAAAAAACAUCAAUCGCUAUGAUGAAACUGGCUCUCAUGAGGACCGCCACAGGAAUGGAAGACCCAGAGUUACCUCUGCUGCAGAGGACAAGUUCAUUAGAUUUACCAGCCUUAGAAAUUGCAGCCCAAAUAAAUGCUUCACAGAGUUCAAGUAACAGACACAUCUCAACAUCAACUGUUCAGAGGAGACUGCAUGAAUCAGGCCUUCAUGGUCGAAUUUCUGCAAAGAAACCACAACUAAAGGACACCAAUAAUAAUAAGAGAUUUGCUUGGACCAAGAAACACGAGCAAUGGACAUUAGACUGGUGGAAAUUUGUCCUUUGGUUCCAACCGCCGUGUCUUUGUGAGACCCAGAGUAGGUGAAUGGAUGAUCUCUGCAUGUGUGGUUCCCAUCGUGAAGCAUGGAGGAGGAAGUGUGGGGGUGUUUCGCUGAUGACACUAUCUGUGAUUUAUUUAGAAUUCAAGGCACACUUAACCAGCAUGGCUACCACAACAUUCUGCAGCGAUACGCCAUCCCAUCUGGUUUGUGCUUAGUGGGACUAUCAUUUGUUUUUCAACAGGACAAUGACCCAACACACCUCCAGGCUGUGUAAGGGAUAUUUGACCAAGAAGGAGAGUGAUGGAGUGCUGCAUCAGAUGACCUGGCCUCCACAAUCACCUGACCUCAACCCAGUUGAGAUGGUUUGGGAUGAGUCGGACGGCAGAGUGAAGGAAAAGCAGCCAACAAGUGCUCAGCAUAUGUGGGAACUCCUUCAAGACUGUUGGAAAAGCAUUCCAGGUGAAGCUGGUUGAGAGAAUGCCAAGAGUGUGCAAAGCUGUCAUCAAGGCAAAGGGUGGCUAUUUGAAGAAUCUCAAAUAUAAAAUAUAUUUUGAUUUGUUUAACACUUUUUUUGGUUACUACAUGAUUCCAUAUGUGUUAUUUCAUAGUUUUGAUGUCUUCACUAUUAUUCUACAAUGUAGACAUUAGUCAAAAUAAAGAAACCCUUGAAUGAGUAGGUGUGUCCAAAAUUUUGACUGGUACUGUAUGUUAAAAUUUCCCUCCUCUCUUCCAGAUCAGCCGGAUUGAGUACAUCCACUCUAAGAACUUCAUCCACAGAGAUGUGAAGCCUGACAACUUCCUGAUGGGCCUGGGCAAGAAGGGUAACCUGGUGUACAUCAUCGACUUUGGCCUGGCCAAGAAGUACCGUGACGCCCGCACACACCAGCACAUCCCCUACCGCGAGAACAAGAACCUGACCGGCACCGCGCGCUACGCAUCUAUCAACACACACUUGGGGAUAGGUAGGUCACACACAUCCGGAGAUUGAUCACACGCUAUCAUAAACGCUAUGCGCACACACUCCUCAGCACAAGCCUGAUAGUGGAGCACUUAUCUUUCAGUCAUGUCAGAUCUGUAAUUUCUUUGAGGAAAGGAAGGAUGCUUUUUGAAGGUAUGUGACUUUCUCCUCUCUCCCUCAACAGAGCAGUCUCGUCGUGAUGACCUGGAGUCUCUGGGUUAUGUCCUGAUGUACUUCAACAUGGGCUCUCUGCCCUGGCAGGGCCUCAAGGCCGCCACCAAGAGGCAGAAGUACGAACGCAUCAGCGAAAAGAAGAUGUCCACCCCUAUCGAGGUGCUCUGCAAGGGAUACCCCUGUGAGUAAUGGGAUUUUCUAGGUUUAUUCCAUCCUUGUUAUAGUGUACUGAAGGUUUCUGUGCUUGUCAUGUAGUAACAAAAUACUGUUGGAGUGUUUCUGUCCAUUUGUCUUGUCCUUUCUGCACCUCUCUACAAAGAGACCAUGCUGUGACCCUGUAAACAUGGGAAAGAAUUUCCCUUCCAGAUGAUAAAGUAUUCUGAUUUUAAAAGAUUAUGAUAAAAUAUUCGGAUUAAAAGUAACACUUUCCUCCUUCCUCACAGCGGAGUUCUCCACCUACCUGAACUUCUGUCGCUCUCUGCGGUUCGAUGACAAGCCAGACUACUCGUACCUGAGACAGCUGUUCAGAAACCUGUUCCACAGACAGGGCUUCUCCUACGACUACGUCUUUGACUGGAACAUGCUCAAGUUUGUGAGUACUGCCUCUUAAUUGUUAAUUAAACAUCUAUUAAACAAAUAUGAAUGAUUUAUUACACAGUCCUCUUAACCAUUAGCCAAUGGUACCUCAGUGGCAGCUUUCUGAUCUAGUCUCCAUUUCUGUCCCUCUGACUGCCCCUAAUUCCAAGGGGGCCAACCGUGCAGCGGAGGAGGCGGAGCGGGAGCGGAGGGACCGAGAGGAUAGGCUGAGACACGGCAGGAACCCCGGGGCCAGGGGACUCCCUGCCGCCUCAGGACGACCCCGAGGAACACAGGACGCAGCGCCGCCUACACCCCUCACACCCACCUCACACACAGGUUAGUGUUUCUGACACACACACACACACACACACACACCUAGAUGACUUUGAUGUAUGGAUUACUUAACAAUGUGCUUGACUAUUGUCUUGUCAUGGUCAGGUAGCGGAGUAUUUAUCUCUUUCUCCCUUCGCUCUCUAGCCAACACGUCUCCACGACCGGUGUCCGGUAUGGAGCGGGAGAGGAAAGUGAGCAUGCGGCUUCACCGGGGAGCUCCCGUUAACGUCUCCUCGUCCGACCUGACGGGACACCAGGACACCUCCCGCAUGUCAACCUCACAGGUACAAGCUCACCCCGUCCCCAGCCGCAUCCCCCGGCCCUCACCAGAUGACCCUUGA
Coregonus sp. 'balchen' is the source of this 4753-nucleotide messenger RNA. NCBI's taxonomy places the organism in Eukaryota, Metazoa, Chordata, Actinopteri, Salmoniformes, Salmonidae. The record is from the annotation of a GenBank genome assembly.